GCAAGAUCAGCAAACAAGUUUGACCAUUGCUGCUUCGUUUCGAUGUCGCUACCUGGAGGGUUUGAUCACGUCAGUGUGAAAGUCUUCAAGACUGGGCGGCUCCAGACUGCUGGUUGCCGGGAUGGUGAGAUGUCACUUACUGCUUGCAAGGUUGUUGCAAACUGUGUUAGCCGCAUCGUAAAUGAUGGGAUAGCUGCUUCUCUCCUGCAGGGUGAGGGGAACCCCAACUGGCUCCACAAGUUGUGUCUCGAUGCGCCGGUCAAUGUUCGCCUUGAGAAAGAGUCCAUUCUCGGAGUUUUUGAUCUUGGGUUCCGCGAGAAAGGAUUCACGGUGGAUAUGGAAGAGCUUCGGCUUCUGCUGAGCCAUCCUGACAACAGCUCGCGCGUGUGCAAGGUUCACGUACCCAAGGCAGACAUCAAGCAGAAGGUCAACCGCUUUCAGGGGCUGGGCGUCUACGUGAACAAGGACUGCCUGACAGACGCGUCGAACAAUGUGUUUGUCAACAUCUUCCCCACAGGGAAGUGCACUGUAACUGCGGCGAGCUCCCUGCAGCAGGCGGAAGAAGUUGCUCGGGUCAUCGGAGAUCUGAUCAUCGACCUAUUUGUGCAAUGCCGCAAGAGAGCGUCGGAGGACGAGAUGACCAACGGAGGGAACGCGAAGAGAACGAGGAGGAGAUGAGGAAGGAGAGUGUCCGAGUGUACGAUAAGCAUUUCAACCUGCCGCCUCAGUUCACGUUGGUAACUUUGAUAAAUAAAUUCCGAGAGAUUCGCU
Molecule: messenger RNA, 771 nt
Organism: Guillardia theta CCMP2712
Lineage: Eukaryota; Cryptophyceae; Pyrenomonadales; Geminigeraceae
Exons: 11
Coding region: 130-678 (182 amino acids)
Source: RefSeq, a predicted model, not a curated record